Molecule: messenger RNA, 288 nt
Organism: Auxenochlorella protothecoides
Lineage: Eukaryota; Viridiplantae; Chlorophyta; Trebouxiophyceae; Chlorellales; Chlorellaceae
Exons: 2
Coding region: 1-288 (95 amino acids)
Source: RefSeq, a predicted model, not a curated record
AUGAGCCCCUUGCGGGCCGCCAGCAGCGCCAGCAGCAGCGAGUCUGAGCUCAUUGCCGGCAUGAGAUCAAAGAUCCAGUCGGCGCUGGAAGCCCAGGAGGUGGACAUCGUGGAUGCAGGCGGCGAUGGCAGGCAUGUGGAGAUCCAUGUUGUCUCCGCGGCGUUUGCCGGCAAGAAUGCGGUGGCCCGACAACGCCUCGUGUACAAGGCCAUCUGGGAGGAGAUGCAGCAGACGGUACAUGCCGUCGAUGCCAUGACCACACAGACGCCCGAGGAGGCUGGCCUGUGA